Messenger RNA from Cyphellophora europaea CBS 101466, 1461 nucleotides. RefSeq lists its product as uncharacterized. Gene Ontology annotation, molecular function: glutamine synthetase activity. The record is from RefSeq and is a predicted model, not a curated record. NCBI's taxonomy places the organism in Eukaryota, Fungi, Ascomycota, Eurotiomycetes, Chaetothyriales, Cyphellophoraceae. The transcript is spliced from 2 exons. Bases 1 to 1461 code for a protein of 486 amino acids.
AUGGGCUCGAAAGGGAAUAAGGAUGAGGUACUAUCCCUCGACAACCUCGAGGCCGCUUUGUCGAAAGACACGCGAGUAAAGCUGGCAGGUAUGCUCCGCGGAAAGCUCGUCUCUAAGAAGAAGUUCCUCUCCGUAGCGAAAGACGGUUUUGGUUUCUGCAGUGUCAUUUUCGGCUGGGAUAUGCACGAUAUGACCUACUUCCGGGAGCUGAAGAUCAGCAAUAAAGACAACGGAUACAAGGAUCUUAUCGCUAAGAUCGAUCUCAAGAGCUACAGGAGGAUACCAUGGGAAGACAAUGUACCGUUUUUUCUCGUCAACUUCUACGAUCCAGACACCGACGAACCCAUCUGUGCCUGUCCACGAAGCUUGCUCCGAAGCACACUAGCCAAGGUUCAGAAGGGAGGAUAUGGAUCAAUGGCGGGCGCAGAAUACGAGUUUUUCACCUUCAGAGCGCCAAAGGACGCAUCAAUACAGACGUCACAUACCUCGUCAGCCACAACGGCACCUUUCCUUCAGAGCAACCCAGCCCAUUCUCUCCCACACCUCACCCAGGGAAUGUUUGGCUACUCGCUGACCGAUCCUAUUCACAACCAAGAUUGGUUUUACAGCAUCUUCGAAACUUGCGAGAAGUUUAGGUGCAACGUUGAGGGCUGGCACACCGAAUCAGGCCCUGGCGUAUUCGAAGCAGCCCUCGAGUUCGGCGAUAUUGCCGAAAUGGCGGACAGGGCUAGUAUGUUCAAAUACGUCGUCAAAGCGAUGGGCAGCAAACACGGUAUUACGCCCUGCUUCAUGGCCAAGCCAAGAGAAGGACUGCCCGGCAACAGCGGUCACAUGCACUGCUCGAUCGUUGACAAGUCUGGCAAAAACAUGUUUGCAAGGGCUGAAAAGGAUCCUAAUCCGCCUUUCAAGGAUCUGGAGUACGUCUCAGAUCUCGGCCGGCAUUUUCUAGCUGGUCUGCUUGAUGGUCUUGCAGACGUCAUGCCAAUCAUUGCUCCUACUAUCAACUCUUACAAAAGACUGGUUGAGAACUUCUGGGCUCCAGUUACAGUCUCCUGGGGCCUUGAACACCGUGCUGCAUCUAUUCGAUUGAUUGGUCCGCCGAUCGCGUCAGCCAAAUCAACCAGAUUCGAGAUUCGGGUGUGUGGUGCAGAUGCCAACCCUCACCUUGUCCUUGCUACUAUUCUAGGCCUUGGAUGGCGUGGGAUUGAGAAGAAGCUCGAGAUCAAGCUGCCUCCUUUGUCCAAAGGUGCGGAUGUCGGCAGUGAAGAAGACAAAGGCGAGAGAUUGCCCAAGAGUCUCAAAGAGAGCACGGCCCGCUUUAUGGCAAAGGGCAGCGUGGCUCGCGAAGUCUUCGGCGAUGACUUUGUCGAACACUUUGGAGGGACCCGCGAACACGAAUUGAGACUAUGGGAUGAGGCUGUCACCGACUGGGAAAUCAAGCGCUAUAUCGAGACAGUCUGA